This is a messenger RNA of Aspergillus affinis, 1665 nucleotides long. RefSeq lists its product as uncharacterized. NCBI's taxonomy places the organism in Eukaryota, Fungi, Ascomycota, Eurotiomycetes, Eurotiales, Aspergillaceae. Bases 1 to 1665 code for a protein of 554 amino acids. The record is from RefSeq and is a predicted model, not a curated record. The transcript is spliced from 4 exons.
AUGUCGGGGAACCACGACUAUCCUCCCGCCUCUCGCCGUGGCCGUGGAAAUCGGGCCGGUGACCGACCACCGAGGUCUACUGCAACUCAUCUGCGACACCUGCGAGACCUGUUAACCUCGGAUCGUAGUCGCGAUACAUCCGCUCGCGCACUAGAAACCCUUAACCGAGAGAUCAACCAUUACCGCCGUUCCCAAGAUCGACCUGCCUUCGAAGAGAGUAGGGGAGCCGUAGAUCGACAGGUCCCACAGAUUCGACCACGCCGAGAGGCUCAUGGCAGAUUUCCUCGUCAUCCGCACCCGGCAAUGCAGAGAUUACAAACGUUGAAUGUCACCGUUGUGGACCCCGACACCAAUACCCCCGAUUCUUCACGGUCACCCGGCGGAUCUUCCAGGCGCCGCACCCCAAGUGGUAGCAGGUCCGGCCAGGAACUAGGCAAUCGUGAAUCCAGCACCGCUUCCCUCCUCGACGAGCCCGUCCCCCUCCUCAGCAUGCCCCCCGUCAUUCCACAGCCGCUCGGGGAAGAGGAAGAGGAGGAUGAUGACCUUAUGGACCGAUGGAGAGUCAAACGCAGAAAGCUCGAUUCCGAUGACAACAGGGAAGGUCCGCAAAGGUUUCGAUACGGGCAUUAUGGUCAAGUAGUGCCUGGAGCCCUCAAUAUGGAAAUGGAAAGUUGCGAUGGAGGUCUUUUCGAACCAGAAGGCGAACUUGCAAGUCCCAUGAACGUUCUCCACAACGACUCGUCGUUCUAUAGCACCAAGUCAGACCGUUGCAACAUAAUAUUAAAGCAUCGUGGGGAGUCGCCGUUUUCUCUCAAGCGAAUCGUGAUCAAGGCUCCAAAAAACGGUUAUGACGGCCCGCUUAGGAUGCAAGAAGGAAUGGUAUUUGUUGCAAUGGGCUCGGAAGAACUUGUUGCCCAGGCCACUGACUAUCAAUACCAUCACACCCAUCGGCGACAACGUCGAUAUCGAAGAAGUGGCAUGCAACCGUCCCAGGAGUAUUUGAAUUCAUAUCGGGCCCCGCUGCGAACGCUCCAGCGCGCGGGUCUGUCUGGCCGUGAGUCGAAUUCAGAGUCGGGUCCGAAUCCCACUCACGCAGACGGUCGACCUCGUCCAAUCUCCGAUUUCCGAGUGACGAUGGAUUAUGACGAACGUUCCGAGCGUAGUGACUGCGGCGAGCUUGACUUCGGGGGACCGACACCCUCCUCCGUUGCGGAUAUCGACUGGCUGGCCGUGGACAACGAGAUCGAGGAAGAUCCUAUAAGCUCCGACAGCGACUUCAGCGACAGCGACCUGGAAAUUGGCGACUUGAGCAGCGUCCAUCAAAGGCGCCGCGAGUUACAGAGACAGGUCCGAGUUAUGCGUCGACAAUAUGCCAUAGAGGAGGGCCGUCUCCCAAGGCGACCACCAGCUCCCAGUACCUACCACCCUUCGUCCUCGUCCGGGCCUGCCCAAACUCCAGAGCCAGGCCCGUUCAUGGCUCAUGCUUGCUUCUCUAUCGAGCGAACCAAGAACGUGGUCAACAUCAAGUUCGAUCCACCUCCCUCCGGUCGCUAUAUUCUAGUCCAACUCUGGUGUCCUCACGGCGAUACCAGCAUUGAUAUUCAAAACAUCGCAGCCUACGGAUUUGCGGGUCCACGAUUCUUCCCUGCUGGCACCUUCAGGUGA